UAUCCUGGUUUUGUCUGCUAGCGUCUUCGUCGUUUCUUGUCAACAGAAAGGAGAAUUUUGCGUCGCUCAAAGGUACUUGAAUUUUCUCAAGUUUUCAUCAAUUUUUCGUCGCAAGAUCGUGAUCUAUGUUUCCGAUCUACAAUUCGAUGUUUUUUUGACGGUGAUUUGCUUUGAUCUGUUGUUUGGUUACUGAGAAAGUUGAAAUGGAUCGAAUUAGUUGAGGCAACUGAGGAUUUAAGUUUUCUAGGUUUUGUGUGAUUGUAGAUGCGAUUAGAUGAGUAUCAGUUUCCUGCAUUUUGUUGAUAAGCAAACACGAUUUUAGCUCUGUACUUGAUCGAGCAAUAUUUUGUGCUUUAGGAAGUCUGAUCUUUAAGAUCUCUGGAUUCGUCGUUCGACGAUUGAUCUCUUUUCUUGAUCGGGCAAUAUUUUGUGCUUUAGGAUAUCUGAUCUUUAAGAUCUCUGGAUUCUUUGUUUGACGAUCUGUGUAUCAUUUUGGAACUUGCGGAAUUGGAGCACCAGCGCAUUGAGUAUUUUCAGAAUUUUAUGAAGAAUUUGAUCGGAUAAAUUUUGAUCUCUUUGAAUUGUGCAUGUCAGUAUGAGCUUUGAUUGAUUGGUUAAUUUUGGCAUCUUUUUUGGAUUCUUGAUGAAUUGUUCCUUUGGAAUUCUAUAAACUAUAUGCUUCUGUUAUUUGUAAAUUUGGAAUAGAAAUUGAAACAAACAUGACCACUUACCAUGGCAGUAAACCAUGUACUGAUUAUUAAGAAAUCUGAAUCAUCAUCAACCUUGUAUGAUUUUUAACUGUUGCUUGGUUUCAUUAUGUUGACUAACAGUUGUAAUUGCAUAUAUUGGUUAAGGAGAACAUGGCACAAGUUUCUGGAGGAAAGUCAACUUUGAACCCCAAUGCACCACUCUAUAUCCCUGCUGCCGUCCGUCAAGUGGAGGAUUUCUCACCAGAAUGGUGGCAGCUGGUUACCACCUCAACAUGGUACCGACAAUAUUGGCUCAGCCAGCAUCAGGGUGAAGAUGGUUUCUACAAUGAUGCCGAAGAUGAUGACUUUGAUGGCAAUGACAUUGCUGAUCUGCUUCCAGAUACCUUUGAUCUGGUUGCUGGUGAGGAUCUCUCUGCCAUGGAUCUUCAAUUUGAAGAGUUUGUUCAGUCUUGUGAGACCGAAAUGGAAAACAGAUCUGCCCCUUUACCUUCCACUGGUGGUACGUAUUAGCUGUGCCUGUAAUCCUCAAAAUGUCAAAACCUUGGGAAGCUAGAAAUGGAGAAUUGUGUCCAUUUACAAUGUGAAGUUUGAACAUACAUUUUAUUGAGUUCUUUUUUUAAUGUAGAGGAUGUUGAGACCCUGAUGGAGAAUCUGAACUUGUUAAAAUCAAGCCCUAAAUCUUCUGUGGAACCAGCAAAAUAUGCAGAGAAACCGGCUAAGAAUGUCGAUCCAAAAUCAAUAUCCCAGCACAUCCAGCAGCCACGCUAAAAAGCUGCAGGACUUAUUGAGCGCAUUGUCGACUUCAAGUUCCUAUGACUCUGUAUAGAGCUAGGCUCUAACCCUUGUGGUACCCUUAUCUUUCUGUCAUUCCCUAUGCUUUCUGUUAACCAAAGAAAAAUGUAAAAAUGAAAUUGUAAAGUUCUACUGAAAAUAGUAAAGAAAAUUGUUUUGCCAUG
Molecule: messenger RNA, 1666 nt
Organism: Rubroshorea leprosula
Lineage: Eukaryota; Viridiplantae; Streptophyta; Magnoliopsida; Malvales; Dipterocarpaceae
Source: the annotation of a GenBank genome assembly